Molecule: messenger RNA, 4937 nt
Organism: Caenorhabditis sp. 36 PRJEB53466
Lineage: Eukaryota; Metazoa; Nematoda; Chromadorea; Rhabditida; Rhabditidae
Source: the annotation of a GenBank genome assembly
AUGGCACAAAUUCUCAACUCUAUGGCCAACUUUAAUGAACGGACGAUUGAAAAGUUGUCUUUCUCAAUAUUCCGUAAAGUAAGUUAACAUUUUUGAUCCAAAUGUACCUUCAAAAUGCUUUCUUUUCAGUUUCAAAUGGGUUUACCUGAAAAUCAAGGCAUCAACUUUGCCGAAUGGAAUACAAACAGCAACUACAUAGCAGUUGGCGGUGCUCAGGGAAUGUUGCGAGUUGUCAGAUUGGGCUUGGACCCAAACCAACUGGAUAACAAACUGAGCAAUGCACUUGUGGUGAAUCAAACGUUGGAAGGACACAAUGGUAGUAGUUGUGAAGAAAAAGGCAAAGAACUGUCUGACCAGUUACAGCGACCGUUUUAAAUGCGACCUGGAACGAAAACAAUCAGAAGUUGACGACCAGCGACACGUCCGGCCUUAUCAUUGUCUGGGGAAUAUUCAAUGAGCAGUGGUAUGAAGAAAUGAUCAAUAAUAGGUGAGUCAAGCGAAUGAACAACAAUAUCGAUUGAAUUCUUCAGAAACAAAAGUGUUGUUGUUGGAAUUGUUUGGAAUAAUGAAGGCACAAAAAUUGCAAUUGCGUAUGCGGACGGAACUGUAAUCGUUGGAACAUUAGAAGGAAACAGGAUUUGGAACAAGGAGUUCGAGAUGCAAUUGGCGUGCUGUGAAGUGAAUGAACUUUCAUUUUUAGUUAAAGAUGAGUAUUUUCAGUGGGCGCCCGAGGGAGACAUGAUUAUCUUUGGUACUGCCGAAGGAAAAGUAAUUGUUUAUGAUGAAAUGGGCAAUCAUCACGUGAGUCUGGACAAACUUCUCAUUCAAAGUUUAAAUAUAAAUAUUACAGCUCGACAUUCCAAUGGUAUGCCUGGAUUCUGUAGAACUGGAGGUUGCUUUAAUUGGAAGUAAGUGAUGAAUUCAACUUUUUGUAUUUUUCGAUUGAUUACAUCAGAAGAGAAAAUCCAAAAGGAGGAGAUUAUAUGCAUGAGAUAUUGGAGUCCGACGUUGAAAUCGAAGGCAAUAAUGGACGACAUUGGGAAAGAAAGGAAGGAAGAGGAAGAGAAAACGGUGAGGGGAACGGAAGUAUUCACAAACCAGCCUGUGAAAGCGCCAAUUCUGAAAGAUUACACCGAGUCCGAUCACAUUCCGGAUCCGGUUCAGCCGAUACCACCGGACCGGCCACGUUUUCUGGUUGCCUACGCGAGAGGGCUCAUCCAACUGAUGCGUACAGUAAAUGAUAACGGCGAGUCCAAAAUACCCCAAUAAACCUGACUCAAAAUCUGUGAUUUCAGACCCGAUAGUAGUCCGGAUUCCAAAUUUCAACAUAACUGGAGUCAAAUGGUCCCCAAAUGGUGCGUUCAUUGCUGUUUGCGGUGAGGAUUUGGACAAAGAAGUGAACAAUCGAGCGACGAUUCACUUUUUAUCAGCAUAUGGCCAGGUAGGUGUAUCGAUUCGUGUGUCUAAUCCUUUCCUCUCGACAUUUAGUUUCUCGGCUACUUCCGGACAUUAGAAUAUGCUAACAUCACUUCGAUAUGUUGGGAAGCAACUGGCCUGAUAAUGAUAGUAGUGGCUGACGGCAACCUUCUAGUUGGAACCAUUCGACCGGAGUUCAAAGUAAGUCCACUUUUUCAUUUUCUCAUUAAUUCUCGCUCGUUUCAGUGGGGAAUAAUGGAAGACGCGGUUGUUUACGUCUAUCAGAAAGAAGACCUCUACAAUUAUGCAGUUAUGUUCUAUGAUUACAAAGUAACUUGGCCUAGAAAAAAACGGCUUCUGAAAAAGUAAAGUAUUGCAGACUGAUGAGAAAACCUCCAAGAUAUUGGUUAACUUUGAACAACUCGCGUGCCACCGUGAACAUUGCAUUCUGAUCAAUCGACAAGACGAUGGAAAGCAAACCCAGGUCUGAUUUUGGAAAACUAAAAGCAAAACGAGAUAAAUUUUUUAGUAUUUCUGUCAACUUUGCAACAACUCUGGAACAGCUCUCGACUAUAACAUCACGACGAUCCGUCCAAAGAUUGCAUGCGUGAACAGUAUGGCAGCAGUUAUUACAGACGGUUUCCGUUACUUUAUUUGGCAUUUUGUGAUGCCGAAAGCCAAUUCGAUGCAGGCUGGAGUUGUUCUGACUGGAAAAUCAGGUAGACACACAUGCUCAAUGUGUCAAAAAUUGGUUCUUGUUACAGGUGAGUUCGAAUUGGAAGAGCAACAAAGGAAAAUUGAGUAUGGAACGAAAAGAUUGGUAAGCUAGGCUAACAAGAAAUUAUUGUUCAUAAAUGUGUUUCAGAUUGGUCAUAAGGAUGAGAUUUGUGCAAUUUGUAUCGGUGACUCUUUCUUCCUGAUGGUCAGUUUUCACAAUUUGGGAUUCUCGUUCUCAUAACUCACUUUUCAAGGCAUUACAAAGCGGUGGAAUCUACCGGGUAUCCCUUCUUGAUGGCGUUAUAACGACCAGCUAUCCGAGUGCUCCCAACAUUGAAUUGUUGAAGUUGAACUGCAAAUUCAAUCGUGUCGCAAUAGUAACUCCUGUGGACAGUAAGGGUAGCCUGGGAUCAAUCGCCGAAAGUACUAUUCUUCAGGAGUUCCAUUUGCUAUAUCCUUCUAUGAGUUUGUCGAAAAUGAAAUGAAGAAAACGUACUCGGUAGAAAGGAAGGAGAUCUGGGGAUUCGAAUGGGAUGCUGUAAGUUUCAGUUGAAGAUCUUCAAGAACUUAAAUUAUUUUCUGAUUUCAGGAUGAUGAGAACAUGUUAGCGUUCCGAGACAGGACCAGACUCUUUGUUUAUGACGGAACUUCAAUACAAGAGCAAUCUCAAUGCACUGGAAUCAUCACGUAUUUCCAGAACUUGAUUGUUACUGCCGUCCAGUUCGACAAACUGUUGUUAACACCUGAAAACCCACCAAAAUCUGCUGUUCAAGAAAUUUCGGUGAAAGCGAGAGUUGACGUGAACUCUUUGCUCAGUUCAAUGAAAGUAGACGAGGCAAUCGAUUACGCAGAACGGAAUUCGCAUACAGAAUUGUGGAAGUUGAUUGCCACCUACGCAAUGUUCAAUCAUAAAUGGGAGAGUGCGGAGCAUUGCUUCGUGAAACUGGGAGACUAUUACGGAGUGGAAUUGAUCAAGAAAUUGAGGCCAAUGGCCACAAAUGAACAAAGAAAUGCGGAACUUUACUUCUAUAAAGAAGAUUUUGAAACUGCGGAAAAUUUGUUCAUGCAACUGGACAGAAGGUGCAUAAAUUCGGAUUCUUAACUAUUAUUUGAUUCAUUUCAGAGAUUUGGCAGUUGAGAUGUAUUCUAAAGUUGGCGAGGUUCAAACGGCUUAUGAUAUGGCCAAACACUUGGACAACAACAAUCGUCUCAAGACGGAAGCCCAGAAGGAACUGGCCGAGUUCCACUUCGAUAAUCUGGAUUUCGAAGAAGCUGCGAAAGAGUACACGGAAUGUGGGGAAACUGGAAUGCGAAUCGAGAGUUUGAUCAACGCGAAUUUGUUUGGUGAGCUGGAAGUGCUCUCGCGGACUCUUCCAGACGACAGUCCACACUUGGAGGUUUCAAUCCAACUUUGUAUCUGUUCAGUUUGAUUUUUUCAGAGACUCGGCGAUGCUUUUCAAUCUAGAGGAAUGGGCGACCAGGCGGUUGAGUGUUUCCUGCGUAAGGAGCUCCUAACCAAGGCUCUCAAUUGUUGUAUGGAACUCAACCAGUGGCAAAAAGCGCAUUUUAUUGCCGAAUCGAACCACAUGGAUAACGUCGAGGGUCUGCUCGGAAAGUUUGUUGUCGACUUGAAAGGAGGUCCCAUAAAAGCUCAUUCGGAGGUCCCUUCUCAAACCAAUUACUUUGCAGAGAACGACGAAAAAUCACUAUCUGCCCUCUCACUAUACAUGCGUGCGGGCCGACAUCUUGAUGCAGCGACAAUUGCGUUCGAUGCAAGUUCUUUUCGCUCAUUCAUUUUUUUUGUCAAACGCACAAUUUCCGUUCAGAUUGCAAAGGAUAGACAAAGCAAGUUCUACCCUUAUGAGGAACUGAAGGAGUGCUAUGUGCUCGGCGCUAUUUUGGUCGAGCAGCACAGAGUUGGCCUAAAAGAACUGAAAAAGAUUGAUGUGAGCGUUGGGAGCAAAGAAAAGAAAAAGCUUGUGGGAAAGUGGGAGUAAUUGGAAAUGUACUUCAGAAAAACAACAUUCUGGACGAGAAUAUGGACGAGGAAUCCGGACUUUCGGCAGAGCAGUCCAGAAUUCUGGAGAACACGUGGCGAGGAGCGGAAGCAUUUCAUUUCAUGAUCCUGGCUCAGCAACACUUUUUCGAUGGUUACACCACUCUUAUACUGAUAUAUAUUAUUCAUUUUUCAACUUCAGAGCGUGUGGAAGAUGCGCUUCAAACUUCAGUAGUUCUUUCCGAUUAUGAAGAGUAUUUGGAUCCGGCGGAGGUUCAUUCAAUGAUUGGUCAGAAAAUCUUAUUUAGCAUAAAAACUGAAAACAUUUCAGCUCUGGCAGCUGCAAACGUCCGUCAAUUCGGAAUUUGCUCAAAAGCCAUGAUGCGUUUGGAGACGAUGGAAGAUCUUGGAGAAGUUGAAAAGGAUGAGAUGAGAUCGCUCUCGUUCCAGUUGUUUUCAGAGUAGGUUUUAGUUCUCCCAACCCUUUGUUUUCAACUUUUUCGCUUCUCAGCAACCCACCAGUCAAUCCAAACUCUGCAAAAGUGAAUUGUCCGAGCUGUGAAACCAAAAUUGAUCCAUUCGAUUUGCAGUGUUAUGAAUGCCACACAAAGGUUUCUAAUUUAUUCAUUUUUCAUUUGCUGUUUAAUUAACUGUUUUGCAGUUUCCUGUGUGCAUCGCAUCUGGCAGGCUGAUAAUCGACAAUGUGUUCUGGCUGUGCCCUCGCUGCAAACAUCGUGCUCACCAACACGAAAUCUCGAAAUGGAGCUACUGUCCACUUUGUCAUGACGUGGAGUCUUUUAAAAGAUGA